CCAUGGAAUGAAGAAUUGAGAAUGCAUUUGUUACAGUUAUUAACUCCACAGUUUGUACAGAGUCUCUGUGAUGAUGUUACUAUCUUAUUUAAAUAUGAUCGUAAUGUGAAUCGUUUUUUGAAAUAUAGUCAGUUACGAGUACUUCGAGGACAAAUAUGGAAUUUACGACUAGCUUUAAUGAUGAAUGAAUCCCCAGCACAAAUGGUAAAACGACCGCUAGUUCUUGUUUCACGUCGUUAUCGUGGUCGUCCACCUGAUGAUGACUGGAAUCGAGCAUUUCAAGUACGACCUGCUGAUUUCGGUGAUCGGAACUGUUGCUAA
Thelazia callipaeda (thelaziosis nematode) is the source of this 321-nucleotide messenger RNA. Lineage: Eukaryota; Metazoa; Nematoda; Chromadorea; Rhabditida; Thelaziidae. The record is from the annotation of a GenBank genome assembly.